GUGGCUGAAUGGCUGAGUACUAUGUAAUGAGGUCAUGUCUUCAAUUGAUUUAUGCAUACGGUUUAUCAGAUAAAUGAAUUGCUGAUAAGCUGGUAAGCGUACCUGAUCUAAAGAGGUACAAUUAGGUACCUCCCCCUUCAAAAGCGUUACCUACCUCAGGUACCUCAGGUAUUAUUGAUCUUCCUCAAAACACAAACACAUAACCUAGAUGGGAUCAAGAUGUCCUCCUCCAAACGCCAGUCAAUCCUCCCUCGUGUCCAGUCCGGCCCGAAAGCCCCCGUUAACUUCUCUUCGUCAAUUAUAAUAGCUGAUUCUGCCCUUCUGACGGGAAAUCACACAAUCAAUAUCAGCGGCGAGACGGUUAUACAUCCACGAGCAAAGUUAGAUUCCUCUAAUGGACGAAUCACCAUUGGUCGAAGAUGUAUUAUCCAUGAACGGACGAGCAUUGGAGCCGCGUCUGCGGACCCAACUCCCAGCGAGUCGCGUGACGGCGUAUUCAUUAGCGACUGUGCAAAUAUUGAAGUUGGCGCCGUACUCGAGUCUGGCGGCACACUGAUCGGCGAGGGAUGUUUGGUUGGCGUAGGCUGUAGAGUUGGUAAGGGGGCGAGGCUGGGGAAGCACUGCACAUUAACGCCCCAUAGCGUUAUAAAGCCUUGGGAGAUAGUUCCUGACUUCACCGUCGUAUACUCGAAUGGAACCAGACGAACCGACAAGCGCGGAGUUACAGAUUUAAAGAAUAAGGCGCAAGCGCGUCAAAUUGAGGUGCUCAAGAGACUCAUAACCAGCAAUCCCGACAAAUUCAAAUAAUAUUGUUAGAUACCUCUAGUAUGAUUCGACUCACCCUAUUCAAUGAUACCCUAUUCCGUUUUUUACCUUGCUCUUGAGAAUUGAUUUUUUUUCCCUUUCAUCGAUCACAAUAGCCGUACCAAACUUGAAUCCGUACCGUAUCUUAAGGAGGAAUAGUUCUCAUUUUAAUAAGCCGUUUGGCAAUGCGCCUAUGCUACUUACGAGAAGGUCCAGCGAUGCUCUGAGAUCAAGAGGCAUUUCGUUACUUCUAAUACACAGUAUGGUUUCGUAUCGGUAUUUAGUACGUCCAAUCAGCUUCAAUUUUAGGAGCAAUAGGUUAUAAGCCACAGCCAAUAAUAUCUCGUAUCAAACUGUAUAUCUUCUACCAUAUGAAGAUUGCAUGAAUGCGGUCCCCGAACGCCUUAAUAAUACCUGUGCCUGGUUUACGGGUUACCCCCAAUUCCACGACUGGUGCACUGCUACAGCACCAAGUAUACUCUGGGUGUCUGCAGAUCCAGGAUGCGGGAAA
Molecule: messenger RNA, 1315 nt
Organism: Daldinia caldariorum
Lineage: Eukaryota; Fungi; Ascomycota; Sordariomycetes; Xylariales; Hypoxylaceae
Product: trimeric LpxA-like protein
Exons: 2
Coding region: 220-807 (195 amino acids)
Biological process (GO): mitotic spindle organization
Cellular component (GO): dynactin complex
Molecular function (GO): dynein complex binding
Source: RefSeq, a predicted model, not a curated record